Entrophospora candida is the source of this 314-nucleotide messenger RNA. The record is from the annotation of a GenBank genome assembly. NCBI's taxonomy places the organism in Eukaryota, Fungi, Glomeromycota, Glomeromycetes, Entrophosporales, Entrophosporaceae.
AUGUAUAAAGUUGAAUCAUUGACAUUAGAUUUAUUUAAAAAAGCUUCAAUAUUUGGACCUAAUAUUUUAUUGUAUAUAAACAACAAUCAAUACAACAAUUGCUAUCUUAUAAAUGCAUUUCAAUCUUUAAUUAACAACAUAUGCAUUGAAUUGGAUGAAAGCCUUGAAGAAAUCAAUAUUGAAUUUUUAUUUAAAAGAAUAAUUACAUUUUAUAACAAAAGUCGACAAAAAACAUGGUGUGAAACAAAUGAUCUAGUUCCUGAAAAAGGUACUGCAAGCCUUAGAGAAAAUCUUAAGAUGAUGUAUUCAAAAAA